Cutaneotrichosporon oleaginosum is the source of this 909-nucleotide messenger RNA. RefSeq lists its product as uncharacterized. The record is from RefSeq and is a predicted model, not a curated record. NCBI's taxonomy places the organism in Eukaryota, Fungi, Basidiomycota, Tremellomycetes, Trichosporonales, Trichosporonaceae.
AUGGCCCGCUGCCACCCCUACGAGCUUGAGGAUCUCUGCAUCGACGCCAAGGCGCCGCAGGCCGAGAUCAACGCCCUCAUCGCCAAGAUGGGCGCCGUCGUCCUCAAGGGUCUUCUCAGCAAGGAGGAGGUCGACCAGAUGAACAAGGACUUCAAGCCGCACCUGGACGCUCUCGGUCCGUCCGGCAACAAGGAGCAGUGGGACGGGUCGUUCUUCCCCAACACCUCCAAGAAGGUGCCCGGCCUCCUCGCCAAGUCGGACCAGUACGUGCACUCCAUGCUCCUCAACCCCCCUCAACUCAACGUUACCGCCCUCCUCGAGGUCAACCCCGGUGGCAAGGCGCAGGAGCUGCACCGCGACGACGCAAUUUACCAUGACAGGAUCAAGGGCUCGGACGUGUGGGACCCGCGCCAGGAGAAGAGCAUCCUCGCUCUCGCUGCCCUCACAAAGGUCACUCCCGAGAACGGUGGCACCCUCAUCGUUCCCGGCUCCCACAUCCGCUCUGACGACCUGCCCGCCCCAACAUACGAGGACGCAAUCCACGUCGCGGCCGAGCCCGGAGACUGUGUCGUCAUCCUCUGCUCGGUGUACCACGGCGGUGGCGCAAACUCGAUGGAGGUCGGCGCGCCCAACUCGGUCCGCUGCAUGGCGCUCUGCGGCUUCUCGUGCGGAUACCUCAAGCAGGAGGAGAACCAGUACCUCCAGCUUCCGAUUGAGGCAGUCAAGCGGCUCCCAAUCGAGGCCCAGCGCCUCGCGGGCUGGGACAUGUCGCUGCCAUAUCUCGGCUACGUCAACUGGGAACACCCACUGCUCACCCUCGGACACGACCGCUCUAUUGUGCCCCAGCUCGACGACCUGUUCUACGACAAAGUCCAGGAUGCGCCGCAGCCUUCAGCUGUUUCGGCAUAG